AUGGCGUCUUCUCUCAACCCAGCGUUUGCCUACACGGUUGUGUACGUGAAGGACGUAGCCAAAUCAGUGGCCUUCUAUGCCGAAGCCUUUGGCUACAAUGUUCGUCGCUUAGACGAAUCCCACAGAUGGGGAGAGCUGGAAAGCGGGCAGACCACGAUAGCGUUUACUCCGCUGCACCAACACGAGACUGACGAGCUAACCGGUGCGGUCCAGAUCCCUGGGUCCGGCAGCAUGAGACAGGCAAUUGAGGUUUGCUUUGCGUACGCGGAUGUUGAUGCUGCCUACAAGAGGGCGGUGGAGAGCGGUGCAGUGCCGGUGAGCGAGCCGGAGACGAAAGAAUGGGGCCAGAAAGUUGGUUAUGUGCGUGAUAUUGACGGGAUUGUGGUGAGGAUGGGGAGCUACGUGAACCCACCCAAACGAGACUGA
This is a messenger RNA of Alnus glutinosa, 426 nucleotides long. RefSeq lists its product as uncharacterized. The transcript has 3 exons. Lineage: Eukaryota; Viridiplantae; Streptophyta; Magnoliopsida; Fagales; Betulaceae. The coding region runs from base 1 to 426 and encodes 141 amino acids. The record is from RefSeq and is a predicted model, not a curated record.